Messenger RNA from Thecamonas trahens ATCC 50062, 903 nucleotides. RefSeq lists its product as uncharacterized. Bases 47 to 607 code for a protein of 186 amino acids. The transcript is spliced from 2 exons. Lineage: Eukaryota; Apusomonadida; Apusomonadidae. Gene Ontology annotation, molecular function: GTP binding; GTPase activity. The record is from RefSeq and is a predicted model, not a curated record. Gene Ontology annotation, biological process: small GTPase-mediated signal transduction.
ACCCCAUCCCACCUCUCCACCCUCUCCAUCCUCCACCACCACCGUCAUGACCAACGUGGUUGCCCGCAAGCUGGUCAUUGUGGGUGACGGGUCGGUGGGCAAGACAUGCCUCCUGCUGCGCUACGCCAAGGGCGAGUUCCAGACCGCAUACAUCCCAACUGUCUUUGACUCGACCAUUGUCGACAUCACCAUCGACGACGUCGACAUCGAGCUCUCACUGUGGGAUACUGCUGGCCAGGAGGAUUACGACCGCCUGCGCCCGCUCUCUUACACCGACACCUCGGUUGUGCUCAUCGCAUUUUCAGUCGUCCGCCCAGACACGCUCAAGAACGUCCAUCUCAAGUGGAAGGAUGAGGUGCAGCACUUUUGCCCCAGUGCACCCAUCCUUCUCAUCGGCACCAAGUCAGACCUCCGCGAGUCGUCCACAGAGCCCACGGUGUCGCCCGAAGAAGCAAAGGCUGCUGCCGCUGCUAUCGGCGCUGCUUCUUAUAUCGAGUGCUCGGCGCUGAGCGACGUCAACGUGAACACUGUGUUCCAGACCGCAGCACGUGCUGCGCUCGAAGGCGUCGAACGCGCCCCGUCCAAGCGCAAGUGCUCUCUCCUUUGACAUGGCCCGCGCAUGCUCCAUGUGCCGCCGCGCCCUGCUUGCACCGCGCGCUGCUGCCCAUCCCCCAUCCUCCUCCCUCCCUCUCCGGCCUCCAUCGCAUACCUGCUGGUCUCUACUCUACGCAUCAAGCCUUCAGUCGUCGCAACUCGCAUACCCGGGGCGCCGAGCACGCAAGCUGUCGCUGCAGCGGCAAAGAGACCAAACUCACCAGCCUGCGCCACACUUGUCCGCCUCCCACACACGUACACACACUUGUUACAUGGAAGCUGUCGCUGCUGCAGAGGGCAUGGGCUGGG